Molecule: messenger RNA, 1613 nt
Organism: Zootoca vivipara (common lizard)
Lineage: Eukaryota; Metazoa; Chordata; Lepidosauria; Squamata; Lacertidae
Source: RefSeq, a predicted model, not a curated record
GAGGUAGCGUCCUGCAGACUGCUGGACCGCUGGCGAGGGAAAGUUUUCUUCCUGCGGAAUUCAACCUCCUCUCUGGGAAAGGAAAAAUGAGCCGACCCCUGAGGUCAAAGCUGGAGAGCUUGCAGUGCCAUUUCACCUGGGAUUUCGAGAUCAAGGACAAGGUGGAAGCAGUGCACAUCCUGCAGACGCUGGCCCCAAAGGCGCAGCACACCCCACACCCCAAUCGAGGCACCUACCUUGCCAUGAGGGGCUACCUCCAGCACCUGCAGGGGAACUACAAGGAGGCUCUGGACAGCCUCCGAGAAGCAGAGGGGGCUCUGAAGCGGGACCACCCUGCCAACUUCUCCCGCCAGGCCUUGGUGACCUAUGGCAACUACGCCUGGGUCUACUACCGCUUGGUCAAUUAUGACAUGGUGGACCUCUACCUGGGACGCAUCCACGACAUCUGCCGGUCCUUGUCCAGCCCAGAGGCUUACUCUGCGAUGAUCCCUGAAAUCUAUGCUCAGAAAGGCUGGUCCCUCCUGGCUGUGGGCUUCCGGAAUGGGGAUGAGGCCGCAGAAUGUUUCCGGAAGGCGCUGGAGGUAGAAGAGUCCAAUGAGGAGUUCCAGGCUGGACUGGCCGUCUCCGUUUAUGCCUCCUGGACUCAUUCCCCUAAUGCUGAACAACGGGAAGAAGCCCAGAAGUUGCUGGAAGAAGUCAUUGUUCGCCAGCCACAGAACUAUGAAGCCAAAGCUUAUUUGGCUCAGGCACUUAGGGAUGUGGAUACGGAAAGAGCGCUCUGCCUCGCGGACGAUGUUGCCCAGGAGAGCGUGAACCCCGAAGUCCUCCGAAUCAUCUGCAAGCUGCUCAGGCCACAAUUCCUUCCCCGUACCAUUUCCAUUCUGAAGAAGGCAAUUGCCGUAGAUCACGGCUAUCAUCUCCUCCACUACGACCUUGGCCUGUGCUACCUGAAGCAGUUGGCGAGCCCUCCAGGUGAUGUCAGAGAAGAAGCUGUUGAGGCUGCCAUCGAGAGCUUCAAGCGCGCUCUGGAGAUGGAUCCUUCCUCCAUCUUCACCCGGCUGAAGCUGGCGAAGGUUUACGGCGAGAGGUCGCCGGCUUACGAGGAAGAGAUCUACCUGAACCUGAUGGAGGAGCUCCCGGGAGCCAGCAAUAGAUGCCAGCAGUCGAUCUACAUGAACUGGGGGGAUUUCCUCCUCCACAAGAAGGGGAUGAAGAGUCAGGCCCUAGAGAUGUACCAGGCGGCCGCCAGGAUCCCUACAGACCAUUCAUUUGAGAGGCUGCAACUGGAAAUUCGCCUGAAGAAGCUGGCGAGUAUGUUCAGGGAAGACGGAGAAAUGGGCCAGGCCAGAGCUAUCUACAGCUUCCUUGAAGAAACGGGGCUUCAACAGGACGGAUGGUGGCAACGGGGUUCCUGGCAAAAGAGUGGCAGGGCCCAGCAGUGAAAGACCUCCACACUUACACACUUGCAAAGAGGCAGGGGGUUGUGGCUCCUUCCUUCCAGUUUUGGCUCUUCCUGCAGCCUCUGAGCCCCUGGAUCCUCUGACAGGAGUUUUUGCUGGAGGAAAGCUGGUUUCCUUAAAGUUUCAUUGCAUUCCCCUCCCUGCACUAAAAGG